AUGAUAUCUAAGUCAUUGUCUAACAACAGCAGAGAAACUAAUGGUGAAAGUAAUUCUCUUGACCAACCUAAUUCAGCUAAGGGAAGUUCUAAACUUGUCAAAGAAGAAGAACGAGAAACCGGUAAAGUUAGCUUUAAUAUCUAUAAACUCUACUGCACCGAGGCUUUUGGAUGGAUAGGGACUUUCACGGUACUCUUUCUUUCUGUGUUAUGGCAAGCAUCUAUGACGGCUAGUGAUUAUUGGUUGGCAUAUGAAACAUCGGUCAAGCGUGCUGAAUUUUUCAAUCCUUCGUUGUUUAUUUUCGUCUACGCAAUUAUUAGCAUAGUUUUAGUUCUUUUGAUAGUGCUGGGAUCCUAUUCGGUUACAGUCUUCGGGUUAAAAACAACACAGAUUUUCUUCAAACAAAUUCUUAAUAGCAUCUUGCAUGCUCCAAUGUCUUUCUACGACACUACUCCAUCAGGCCGAAUUAUAAGCAAGGCAUCCACUGAUCAGACAAAUUGGAUAGCAUUAAAAUUUGUAAAUAAUGCUUAUAUAUUUGACUCACAUAGCAUAUUGGAUAAUUUAUCAAUUAUCGAAAGAAAUUUGAUUGGAUUAUACUAA
This is a messenger RNA of Lathyrus sativus (Indian pea), 600 nucleotides long. Lineage: Eukaryota; Viridiplantae; Streptophyta; Magnoliopsida; Fabales; Fabaceae. The record is from the annotation of a GenBank genome assembly.